UCCUCAUCACCGCUUGCUUCCCCUGCAAACCGUUGCACACCGCCCGCCUGGACUCGUCGCCUCCAUAACUACAUCUUUCACCUUCUGCUCCUCCUUCGACCUCACCUCAUUCCUGGCUGAGGGCCCUGUCCCUUCCUCCCCUCCGUCUCCCUCGCCAUGACGUCCCUCUUCACCCGCUCGCAGCAGGUGGCCGCCCUCGAUCCUCGUCUGGGCGGUCUCAUGGCCUCCUUGGGCCUUUCCAAUCUGCGAGCUCUUAUCAAAGCCAUCCGCGCUUGCAAGACCUACGCCGAGGAGCGAGCCCUGAUCCAAAAGGAGUCGGCCGCGAUCCGCACCUCCUUCAAGGACGAGGACCCGCUGCUGCGACACAAUAACAUUGCCAAGCUUCUCUACAUCCACAUGCUGGGCUAUCCUGCACACUUUGGGCAGAUUGAAUGCCUGAAGCUGGUGGCCACACCCAGGUUCACGGAUAAGAGGCUGGGCUACCUGGGCGUCAUGCUGUUGCUGGACGAGAACACGGAGGUGCUCACCCUCGUUACGAACGGGCUCAAGAACGAUAUGAACCACUCCAACAUGUACGUCGUGGGGCUCGCCCUAGCUACCUUUGGCAACAUUGCAUCGGAAGAGAUGGCGAGGGAUCUGAGCGAGGAGGUGGAGAGGCUGAUGGGGUCGAGCAAUACGUAUAUCCGACGAAAGGCAGCUAUAUGCGCUAUGAGAAUCGUACGCAAAGUGCCAGAUCUGCUCGAAAACUUCUCGGGCAAGGCAAAGGCGCUGCUCAAUGAUAAGAACCACGGCGUACUGCUCUGCGCGGUCACUUUGGCUAUCGAGGUGUGCAAGGAUGAAGAGGCUCGUGACUCCUUCAGAGAUGUCGUUCCUCUGCUGGUCCGCCACCUCAAGUCCCUUGUAACAACAGGCUACUCGCCAGAGCACGAUGUCUCUGGCAUCACGGACCCGUUCCUCCAGGUCAAGAUUCUGCGCCUGCUCCGCGUUCUGGGCAAGGGCGAUGUCGAGGCGUCGGACACGAUGAACGAUGUCCUCGCACAGGUGGCCACCAGCACAGAGGCGUCCAAGAACGUCGGCAACGCCAUCCUGUACGAGACGGUGCUCACCAUUCUGGACAUUGAGGCCGAGAACGGGCUGAGAGUCAUGGCGAUCAACAUUCUGGGCAAGUUCCUGAGCAAUCGCGACAACAACAUCAGGUACGUCGCCCUGAACACGCUCAACAAGGUCGUGACGAUGGACACGAAUGCCGUCCAACGGCAUCGCAACAUCAUCCUCGACUGUCUCCGGGACGGGGACAUCUCCAUCCGCCGCCGUGCCCUGGAGCUCUCGUAUGCCCUCAUCAAUGAGGCCAACGUGCGCGUCCUGACUCGCGAGCUGCUCAGCUUCCUCGAAGUGGCCGACAACGAAUUCAAGCUCGGCCUUACGACGCAGAUCUCCCUAGCGGCAGAGAAGCUGGCGCCCAACAAGCGAUGGCACAUCGACACGAUGCUGCGCGUGCUGAAGGUCGCAGGCAACUAUGUGAGGGAAGAGGUAUUGAGCGCCUUUUUGCGCUUAACCUGCCAUACGCCUGAGCUGCAGACGUACACGGCGCAAAGGCUGUACUCUCUGCUACAUGCCGAUUUCAGUCAGGAGUCACUUACCCUCGCGGCGGUGUGGGCCAUCGGAGAGUUUGGAGAGCUGCUCACCCAGCCUGGUGGGGGAAGCAUGGAGGACGAGGAGCUGGUGCGCGACCUGACCCCGCGUCAGGUCGUGGACUUGAUCUCAUCCCUGCUCGACUCGCCCUACGCCAACUCAAACAUAAGGCAGUGGGUUCUCACAUCCCUGUCCAAGCUAGCGGUGCGCUUCUCGUCGCAGGAUCGCAGUCAAGCGGAGCGUAUCCAGCAGAUCUUGGGGAGGUACGAGACCUCCGUCGACUUGGAGCUGCAGCAGCGCAGUGUGGAGUAUGACGCGCUAUUGAGCAGACGAGACAUCAGAGAAGGAGUUCUGGAGGCAAUGCCGCCCCCCGAGAUCAAGACGACAAUGGUGGGGACCGUCAGUGAGAAGAGGAGCGUAGGGAGCACGAGAAGGGACAAGGAUGCGCUGCUUGACCUCAUGGGUAGUGAUGAUAUGGGAGGGGCGUCGGCACCUGCGCAGGCAGCAGCAUCGAGCAGCAACAACACGCACGACUUGCUCGCCGACAUCUUUGGUGGUGGAGGAGACGGCGGUGCCAGCAGCUCUACAGCGCCGGCAGCAGCUGCCACACAACCCAAGUCAUCGGUCAACGAUAUACUCGACCUCUUCGGCAGCAGCUCGUCGAUCUCAACACCUGCAGCCAGUGCGCCACCUGCAUCGAGCAAUAUGAAUGGAGGGCGCAAUGGGGGAGGCGGUGCAGACUCGUUGGCGGGUCUUGACAUCUUCGGCGGUGGCUCUUCCUCAGCGACAGCAGCAUCGCCCUCAGCCCCAGCCGCUUCUCCCUCACCUUCAUCAUCCGCUCGGGCCUACACCGCCUUCAGCGGCUCCGGUCUCACCCUCACCCUCACACCACGCAUCGCCCAACCCACUCGCCCUGACCUGGUCUCAAUCCUCGCCACUUUCACCUCAACCCUGGACGUCUCCAAUCUCUCCUUGCAAGCCGCGGUCCCCAAGUCACAAAAGCUACAGAUGCUUGCUGCGAGCAGUACAGAGGUCAAGCCAGGCCCGGCAGGGGAGGCAACACAGCAGAUGAGGGUCAUGCUGCCUAAUGGAGGUAGUGGAGGUGUGGCAGGCGUGAGGCUGAGGAUGCGCAUUGGCUUCAAGGCGGCAGGGAAGGAGGUGCAGGAGCAGGUCGACUUCGCGGGGUUUCAGUAGACGGGCAGAAAAGCCAGAUUGGGUAGAAGUGUGGAUAAUCACUGAGCAGGCGAC
Jaminaea rosea is the source of this 2880-nucleotide messenger RNA. RefSeq names its product golgi adaptor HA1/AP1 adaptin gamma subunit. Gene Ontology annotation, molecular function: clathrin-cargo adaptor activity. The transcript is spliced from 4 exons. Gene Ontology annotation, cellular component: Golgi apparatus; AP-1 adaptor complex; membrane coat. NCBI's taxonomy places the organism in Eukaryota, Fungi, Basidiomycota, Exobasidiomycetes, Microstromatales. The record is from RefSeq and is a predicted model, not a curated record. The coding region runs from base 157 to 2826 and encodes 889 amino acids. Gene Ontology annotation, biological process: intracellular protein transport; Golgi to vacuole transport; receptor-mediated endocytosis.